Messenger RNA from Mya arenaria, 387 nucleotides. Its product is annotated as techylectin-5B-like. The transcript is spliced from 2 exons. The record is from RefSeq and is a predicted model, not a curated record. Bases 1 to 387 code for a protein of 128 amino acids. Lineage: Eukaryota; Metazoa; Mollusca; Bivalvia; Myida; Myidae.
AUGACGUUACGCCUGGAUGUGAGUUUACCAAACGGAACCACUGGAUUUGACGAGUACUCGGGUUUUUAUAUUUCUCCACCAGACCAGUACAACUUUAACGUUAAUAGGAGAAUCAACUCAGGUGGAAUGUCCUAUUAUUGGCUUCUGUCCAACACUGGCAAUAAUCUUGAUAUGAACCACCAGGCGUUUUCAGCAUAUGACAGGGACGUGGACAACCGGUAUUAUAACUGUGCAGGCAGAUAUGGAGGAGGCUGGUGGUUCAAUGGCUGCUUCCACACUAUCCUGAAUGGUCCCUACACCAGUGGAUAUUUUUAUUAUAGCUCAUUUACACAACACCAAAGACUGAAGACGUCUAAAAUGAUGUUUCGAAUGAGAAGUUCAGAUUAA